Molecule: messenger RNA, 2553 nt
Organism: Bombus pyrosoma
Lineage: Eukaryota; Metazoa; Arthropoda; Insecta; Hymenoptera; Apidae
Gene: LBR
Product: delta(14)-sterol reductase LBR
Exons: 9
Coding region: 163-2109 (648 amino acids)
Biological process (GO): sterol biosynthetic process
Cellular component (GO): endoplasmic reticulum membrane; nuclear inner membrane
Molecular function (GO): oxidoreductase activity, acting on the CH-CH group of donors, NAD or NADP as acceptor
Source: RefSeq, a predicted model, not a curated record
UUUAUGCAUCUCGGAACGCUAUAGCGUGUGUGCGUCUUCGUGUUAUGAUGCAAAAAAAAAGCGUUAAUUAUAACCUUACGAUUAGGAGUUCUCUUAUUUUUAAUCUAACUCGAAUCUCAUUAGAACAUAUUGCUGUAAUCUGAGUAAAACUGCACGCACAAUAUGAAGUUUUCAGAAGGAGAAGAAGUACUUGUAAAACAUCCAAGUACUGAUAGAUACCAUAAAGGUAAAAUAUUAAGUAUGAGAGGUGAACGGUAUAAAGUACAAUUUGAAACAGGCACUGAACAGUAUGUUCAUUCAACUGAUAUUAAGAUGAAUAGGCCAUCAAGAAGUACAACAAGAGCUAGUAGUAAAAGUAGAAAAAGUCCCACUAGAUAUUCAUCACUCAGAAAAUCUCCACGCAAACGUUCACCUGGAAGAUCUCCAUCUGUAAAUAGACAAUCUACAAGGACUCAAAAAUUUGCAAAAAUUUCUCUACCACGAAUAGAAAUACCUAGGGAUAUGCAGGAUAAUGACAAUACUGACAGUAAAAAGAAUAUAAAUGAUGACGAACAUUCUGUUGAAUCAAUGCCUCUACAAUCGCGAUUGAAAGAACUAGGAACAAUGACGCGUAGAUCAAUGAGAUUGUUAUCUGGUACGCUAAAACCUGAAUCAGAUCAUAAAAUGGUUUUAUUAACGCGAAAUAUUAAUCGAGCUGUCUCACUUCCCAUAGAAAGGAAGAGUCAAAUGCAUGAUUUUAGCGUUGACGUGAAGGAAAGGGGGCAUUCAGUACAAAGAGAUCAAGAUUUAUUAAAAACUAUAAAUUAUGAAAAAGAUGUAGAUAUAAAUCCACAAGUAAUAGAAAAACGAAAGAAAGAAAUCAGCAUGGUUAGUGAACCACAAGAAUGGGGUGGAUGGUUUGGAACCCUUCUUCUUAUAGUUUUAUCACCCGUGAUAAUGAUACUACCGCAAUUAAUGUGUACAAAAGAUGAAUGUAUACUUGGAUAUCCUAAGAUGCUAACAGACGUAACGUUAUACGUAGAUCUUAGAAUUUUUACUGCAUAUUUAGGUCUCUUUUUAUUUGUAAUAAUUUUUUCGACUAUACCGAUUGGACGAAAAAUUGAUGGACCACAAAAUAGAAUUGGAAGAUUACAGUAUCGUCUAAAUGGUUUUUUAUGCAGCCUUUUAUCAGUAAUCAUAUUUGGUGCGUGUAUAUAUAAAGAACUAGAAGUCACUGAUCUCGUUAUACGAAAUUCCGUACAAUUUUCAAUUAGCGGUUGGAUUCUUGGAACGAUUUUAUCAUUAUUAUUAUUUGUAAAGGGCGGCAAAGCUCCUGUAGCUAAUCUAAACAUACAUGGAUCUACUAACAGUGUGAUAUAUAAUUUUUGGCAAGGGAGGGAAAUAAAUCCACGAAUUGGUCCUGUGGAUAUCAAAAUAAAUCUUUUUCGGACUUCCAUGAUAGCAAUAAUUCUCAUAAAUUUGUCCAUUGUGAUAAAAACAAUUGAAGAAACGGAAACAUAUAGUUUAGAGUAUCUUAACAUAGGUGUUAUGUUAGGAACUUUAUUGCAAAUAAUUUAUGCGAUGGACGCACUCUUCUUUGAAUCUGCAAUACUAACGACUUUUGAAAUAAUGUAUGAAGGAACUGGUUACAUGUUAUGUACCGGUUAUAUGAUGUACCCAUUUUUAUUGGCUCUUACAACAAAGUACAUGUUAUAUCACAAAACACAAUUCACUUAUCUGUUUGUCUUUCCUAUACUUGCAUUUAUAAUUGGAUAUUUGCUAUAUAGAAUGAGCAAUUUACAAAAGAAUGAGUUCAGAAGAAAUCCUUUAUCUCCAUCAUUAAUGCACUUAGAAACCAUACCAACCACCCGUGGUAAGAAGCUUAUAGUAUCUGGAUUAUGGGGUCAUGUAAGACAUCCGAAUUAUUUAGGUGAUAUAAUAAUGUGGUGGUCAAUAUCGUGUAUAAGUUUGGCACAUAAUAUUUUGCCUUAUUAUUAUGCAAUUAUAUGUACAGGAUUGUUGAUAUAUAGAGCAAGAAGAGAUAAUGAACGUUGUAAAAUGCGUUAUGGUUUAGCUUGGGAACAAUACACGUCACGUGUUAAGUACAUGAUUUUAUAUCGUAUAUUUUAGAAUAUAAUAUGUAGAGAAUAUUAGCAAAGCUACCUUUAGAUACCAAAAUAUGUUAUAAAAUUGUACCUUUAAAAACUGCAAUGCUCAUUAUUUUAUAGAAUAUUUUAGUCGUAUUAGAAUCGUUAUAUAGAGUCCAUAUGCACACGCAACACACACGUGAAACAACAAAUAGGGUCCAAAUCUAUGGAAUAUAAAACCAAAAGAAAUGAUUGUAUAACAUUAAGCACUAAAUUAAGCAUGUCAUUUCUUUAAUUCUUUAAAGCAAUGAACAAAGCGCGAUUAUCAAAACAGUACAUUUUAGACAUAAUUAAGAGACAUUGUUGAUAUAAAUAUAUGUAAUAUAAAGUAUAUUUCUAUUAUAAAGACAAUUACAUGAUGUAAAGACAAAAUAUGAUGUAAUGAACAAAUUGAAGUAAGAAUUUUUAUACUUUUUAUACAGAAAUG